AUGGCCUCCAGCGAUUCCCCCAUUAGGGAUAAUAUGCCCCCUGCCCCCCAGGUUGUCCCCAGACCGACUGGCUCAACUGUCACUGAUGUGGCAGACCAGGAGCAAAUGAACUCGGAAGAACUUCAUUCUCUCCUGGAUGCCACUAUGACAAAAUCCGUUACCCAAGCUGUUUACUCAGCCAUGGGAGUUAUGUCGGACACUCUGUCCCACUCUAUUAGCCAUGCCCUCUUGGCCGCCCAACAGGCCUCUACGCACUUUGCCCCUAACCCUACAGAACACAUUACAGGCAAGGCCAGUGGGCGCAAAGCCACCAAAAAAGCUCGUCACAUGGACGAGGAAGCCUCCAAAACUUUAAGGACAGACAGGGAACGUCCUGUCAAAGAUAAUGUGUUUGCACCACAACAAAGAGCCACCCACCGGGCAAAAUCGGUGCGGAGUUGGAAAAGGGCAAAAGCCCAAGUGGAAUCAUCCCAGUCAGAUUCGGAACAGGAGGAGGCAUGGAGCGAGUCUGAUGAUGAGGACUCAUUCAAUUUGGGCACACUAUUCCCUGACCACAGCGCUAUAUCUAUGUCUGGGAAUGAGGACGAGGACGGGGUGGAAGGCUUCACCCUCCUUGACCCACAGGGCGAACCUUUGUUUGACCCUUAUAGUCUGCAGCACCCAAGAUCAACUGAAUGGUUCCCGCUGGACCAUGUGGCAAAAUAUAUUGCCGCACGGAUCAGGAAACCCCUUGAUAAGGUGGCAAGAAGUAAGAUGUGGGCAGAAUGCCCACGCCCCACGCUCCCAGAUUUAAUAUGUAUCGCCCCUAUAGUGGACCCUAAGAUUGCCCAGUUCCUGGGAAAAACUGGGUGGAAGGCGAAGAAGGGUCUCGAUUUUGCACUUCGCCAUUGCCAGGAUAAGAUCCUGGAUGUCCUCGGACCCAGUGCAAAGAUCUUUGAUAUGGUUGAAACGGCACUGGCAGGCGGUGCUCCCAUAGACCCGCUAGCUAUCAGGGGCUGGAUACAGCGAGCCAUAUGUCUUCUUGGAAAUGCCAACGUGGCUCUUGCCACUGAGAGGCGAAAGGCUAUAUUGAUUAAAAUCGAACCAAAGCUAGUUGCCUUGGCUAUCACUGAACCUGGGCCACAGGCCAAAGGCCUUCUUUUUGGGGAUAGUUUUGUGAAGGAGCUGGGUACCUAUGUGGGCACUUUUACUGCUCUGGACAAGGCGCAAGCCAAUAUGAAAAAGGUAUUCUCCCAUAGAGUUUUUGGCGGGGCCGGCAGAUAUCGGGGCCGUCUGCCCGGCCGUUCUUCCCGGGGCUCGUACCGGGUUUCUAGAGGCCCCUUCCAGUCACGUUACCAGAGUGAGGUACCCAAGCCCUCUCCAUUCUUCCCAGUUCGAGGAAGACCCUGGCAGGCUCGUGGAUCCAGAAGCGUUUCCUAUGGCCGACGCCCUUAUGGUGAGUCCACUUCCUUCAUCACUAACUUCAGUAACGUUGGUGGGGGGCAGGUUAGGCCACUUUAUCGAUGCCUGGCGAAUGUUAACUUCCGAUACUUGGGUCCUACAAACUGUAGUGGGUUAUGCCAUAGAAUUUGUACAAACACCUGUCCAGAUAUCCCCCCCCAGACACAUAGUCUCCUCCAUCCACGACAGGGCACUAA
This is a messenger RNA of Pelobates cultripes (western spadefoot toad), 1637 nucleotides long. The record is from the annotation of a GenBank genome assembly. Lineage: Eukaryota; Metazoa; Chordata; Amphibia; Anura; Pelobatidae.